GAGAGAAGCAGGUGGCUUGAGGUGGGGACCCGGACGGGCUUCCGGUAGGGGUGUAGGGGCGGUUCCGGGGAAGCCUGCGCCCCCAGGUAGGGGUGCUCCGGGCCGCCGGCCCCGCAGCCCGCCCCUCCCCGGGCCCAUGGCCGGGGCAUUGGGUGGGACAGGGGGCUCAGGCUGGACUUGGCGGCCGGUGGCGCGGGACCCGCUGCUGGCGCGGGCCUUCCAUUCAUGCACCGAACUGCGGGGACGGUUCUAUCUGGUGGGGGGUCUCCUAGCCGGAGGAGCGAGAGAGCCGAGCAGUGAUAUGGUGGUCUUCGAUCCGGCUGGAGGCCAGGCCGUGCGGGUGGGAGCCCGGGGCGGCCCGAGGCGCAGCCACCACGACGCGGCGCUGGUGGGCGGGCGCUGGCUCUGUGUGGUGGGCGGCUGGGAUGGGUCGCGCCGCCUGGCCACAGUAAGCGCCCUGGACACCGAACGCGGUGUGUGGGAGGCGUGGACCGCCGCCCCCGGCAGCUGCCCCCCUGCCGGCCUCAGUAGUCACACCUGUACCCACCUCUCCGACCGAGAGCUGCGGGUGGCAGGCAGGGAGGGCGGGACUCGCACUCAGCGUCGUUAUGGAAGCAUCUACACGUUAAGGCUGGACCCUGGCGCCCGCACCUAUUGCUAUAAGGAAGAAGGCUACCACACAGUCUCACGUUCAGGUCACUGCGCUGCUCUGCUCCAAAGUCCUGGGCCCCACCCAGGUCACCAGCUAUUGCUCUUCGGGGGCUGCGACUCAGCUGAACCAGAAGUAGCUGGGCAUUGGAGUCAUGGGAAGAUUAAGGAGGAACCACCUGUUGCCCCCCGUUUGAUGGAACAGCUUGCAAGGCUCGUGAGCAGUGGGCAGGGGUCCCGGCAGGGGCCUCGAGGACUCCGGCAUCACUCAUGUUCUGUGGUUGGGCCCUUUGCUGUGCUGUUUGGUGGAGAAACUCUGACUAAAGCCCGAGACACCAUCUGCAAUGACCUCUACAUCUAUGAUACCCGAAAGUCUCCUUCUCUGUGGUUCCACUUCCCCUGUGCAGACCAUGGGCUAAAACGCGUUGGCCAUCGGACCUGCCUUUGGAAUGAUCAGCUCUACCUGGUUGGGGGUUUUGGUGAGGAUGGCAGGACAGCUAGUCCACAGGUUUGCAUUCUGGACCUCUUUAUCUAAAGAAUAGUGCCAAGAUACACCACCAAGCCUCUGUUUUGUUGCAGACUCAUAAAGCGUUAUCACCAGAGCUGUCUGCCUCAUUUCAAAUGCUGAUUAAAUUUCAACCUGAGAGUUAA
Messenger RNA from Balaenoptera musculus (blue whale), 1299 nucleotides. RefSeq names its product kelch domain containing 9 (gene KLHDC9). The transcript is spliced from 4 exons. Bases 137 to 1183 code for a protein of 348 amino acids. Gene Ontology annotation, molecular function: cyclin binding. Lineage: Eukaryota; Metazoa; Chordata; Mammalia; Artiodactyla; Balaenopteridae. The record is from RefSeq and is a predicted model, not a curated record.